Messenger RNA from Saprolegnia parasitica CBS 223.65, 2074 nucleotides. RefSeq lists its product as hypothetical. The record is from RefSeq and is a predicted model, not a curated record. Bases 35 to 1978 code for a protein of 647 amino acids. NCBI's taxonomy places the organism in Eukaryota, Oomycota, Saprolegniomycetes, Saprolegniales, Saprolegniaceae. The transcript is spliced from 2 exons.
AUUCAACUUUUGGACGGCCAGUUCGCGUCCGUCCAUGAUGAGGCAGUGGCUAGCGGUCGCGCUCGCGUCCGUGGCGAUAGCGGACCUGCCUCCGGGAGCGCUGGCGCUGCCGCCGCCGGUCCCGCUUCUCCUCCCCGUCUACAUCGGUGACGCUCCGCUGGUCGUCCCACUGCCGCUGCCUCUGAUCGUUGAAGACAACCGAGACGCGCUGCAGCAGCACUUGGCCGACUUUUGCGCCGCGCAUGGCCUGCCAAGCACGCGCUGCAAGGUCGUGUACGAGGCGCUCACGACAGCUGCGUGGGCCACGGACGAGAAGGCGGUCUUCCUCGUCGUCAACGACCUGCUAUGGCAGUGGGUCGACAUGCCGGCAGAGAGUCUCGCCAGUCGCAUCUGCCACUACGUCGCGGUCCAAGCCAACCACCCGCACAUGCUCGACCCGUCCAUGUGUCUAACGACGCUCGAGCUCGCCUUUGCGCGCACAGAAGCCUGGAAGCGCAUGAGCAAGGCCGGCCUGUCUCUGCCAUAUGCCCCGGCGCCAACCAACGUCAUUUCCAAUGCAACAGCACCGAGCGUCGAGAAUGUCGCCAAGGUCAUCGAAGAGAUCGAUAGCGCCGACCUCCUCGACCCAACGCCCGAGCUGUCGACGACGAUCCCAACGGCCGAGAGCGCCAUAUCCGAGCCAACGCCAGACGCGCUACCUUUGCCAGAGACCGUGGACGACGGCGGCGACGAAGCCAAAGUCCAUGCGCCUGUUCUCGAGGUCACCUCGGACGACGACGUUCUCGAGGUCACGGAUCUGGACGACGAAGAGUCAGUUCCGACCGAUACGCCCAUGUCGCAGCCCCUCUUGGCUGGCCCCAUGGCCCCUGUUUUUUCUACUGCGCCUGAAUCUGCAGCGAUCGUUGACGACCCAGCACGCCAAGACGACGAUGAUGCUGCAGCGCUUGUCGACGUCGCUCCGAUCGAGUCGGCGACCGUGCACGAUGCGCUGGCAGAGACCGUGCCGGCGCAGGGUACUACACCCAUCGAACAAGAUGAACAAAGCAGCUACGAUGACGACACGACGACGACAGAGACGGUAUUGGCGCCGGCGCGGCCCGUGUCCAGCGGCAGGUACCUCCACCACGCCGUCUUGGACCGCACUCGAGGCAACUUGACCAGAUCCUAUCAUGAUGCCGACACUGCCAUGCUGCAGUGCGCCAUCGACCUCAUUCCGGCCGUCGACGCUGACGUGCUUGUCGUGGCGCCUGCCGCGCCGAUCCUUGUCGACGUCAAAGGCCAUGGUAGCUGCCCGACCCAUGUCGCCGACCAUGCGUCGCCGGUGCUUGUCGUCCUCUGGGCCAUCGUGCUCGGCAUCAUUGCGCUCCUGUGGCGGCGCAACCUGGUCGCGGCCGCGCAGCUCGACGUGUGCGCCGCCGAGAUCGCCCGCCUCCACGCCGCGCAAGCAGCGGCGAUCGAGGACGCACGCGCUGACAAGGAAGCCCUUGCGAUCGCACUGCGGGAGCCAACUGCUUUGCGGCACCAGCUCGCCGAGGCGAGUGCGCGCUUGGCGUCGCUGCAAGACGAAAAGGACGCGCUCGACAGCAGUCGCUGCGCCGAGAUGGACGCGCUGCGCCAACAGAUUGCCAGCUACGAAGCCGUCCUCGCCGAGAAGGAUCGCCAGCUCGCAGCCCAACACGCUCUGGCGUCCUUGCGCGAAGAAGCGCGCGACGUGGAAAUGCCCGCGCCUCUACCGGACCACGACGACGACGUCAGCGUUGAAGCUGUUGCGUUGCCCGCGAUGCGAUCGCCGAUGGUUCGCCAGAGCAGCAGCCUCUUGGACACGGUCAUUAGCAACCAGGAGGGAAACGCGCGGCCAAAGCACAGCCGGUUCGGGUCGGCCGCACGCACGAUCGCCCUCGGCUGGAGUCUCAUGCACGUGCCCAAGGCGUCGACGACGGCGCCCGUUCCAGGUUCCGAGCUCGCGACCGCAGCCUAGUUCAUGCGUGCCUCUUGUACGUAGCAUCGUAGCCACACCCUCCAGUACGCCCAUUGUUAACACCAUCAUAUAUUCAUUCCCACAUGCAACAUUUAC